This is a messenger RNA of Oxyura jamaicensis (ruddy duck), 5151 nucleotides long. It is a transcript of the gene RUNX2, whose product is annotated as RUNX family transcription factor 2. Gene Ontology annotation, molecular function: ATP binding; DNA-binding transcription factor activity, RNA polymerase II-specific; RNA polymerase II cis-regulatory region sequence-specific DNA binding. Gene Ontology annotation, biological process: neuron differentiation; regulation of cell differentiation; regulation of transcription by RNA polymerase II. Gene Ontology annotation, cellular component: nucleus. The transcript has 5 exons. The coding region runs from base 795 to 1826 and encodes 343 amino acids. NCBI's taxonomy places the organism in Eukaryota, Metazoa, Chordata, Aves, Anseriformes, Anatidae. The record is from RefSeq and is a predicted model, not a curated record.
GAGCUGCAACGUAGGGAGAAAUACUUUAAUUUAUUCUCCUCACCCGUCCUGGAAUUUGAGCGGGGUAUCGGUGCUAACCACACGCGACUCUUGCGAGCGCUCUGAAGAUUUACAUGCCUGCGAGGAAAUGCAGCCUUUGUUUCAUCUUGCAUCUGAAGAGCUUGACUUGCAGCCAUGAAGCGCUCCAUCGCAGCUUGCUGCGAGCCGUGCCUGGUGCCACCCCGGUGCCACCCAUCACGAUGGGUCCGCGGGCACUGCUGGUGGCCCCGUGAAGCCUGAGGAGGCCACAGGCCGGGAGGCUGGGCCCGACCACCACCAACCCAGCCUGGGUGCUGUGGCUGCUGAUAGCAAUCCCCAGCUUUCCAUUUCAAAUGUGCUCUCGUGUGUAAUUUAUGGCUACGAGCCCUGCCUCGUGUUUUCUCGCUGCACACUGGUUGCUGAGAACAAAGUUGGCCUUCAGGAAGUUUUAAACCAGGCCCUCUACAUAAGGCUGUUGAAUGUUUCUGAAGAAAUGUAACAAAGAAGUAACUCCCUAUUAGGCUGUGAGAGAGGGAGACAAUACAUGAUGUUUCUUUGUUUGAUGUGGCACUUUGUUCUGUGUUCAGCUAACACAUGACUGUUCACCACAGUUGGCUGGAGAAGCUGCCACAGAGCUUCGUCAUGAGCAUGGCAGGGUGCAAAGCUGGGACGGCGACACGCGUUUUUGAGGGUUGUCUCACGAGCUGUGGUUUUUCUUCCCGUUUUAACAGGUGGUGGCCUUGGGAGAAGUGCCCGAUGGGACCGUGGUCACUGUCAUGGCUGGAAACGAUGAGAACUACUCUGCAGAGCUGCGAAACGCUUCUGCCGUGAUGAAGAACCAGGUGGCCAGAUUCAAUGACUUACGAUUUGUGGGAAGAAGCGGAAGAGGGAAGAGCUUUACUUUGACAAUAACUGUCCUGACAAAUCCCCCCCAAGUCGCUACAUACCACAGAGCUAUAAAGGUUACAGUGGAUGGGCCAAGGGAGCCAAGAAGGCACAGACAGAAGCUUGAUGACUCUAAACCUAGUUUGUUCUCUGAACGCCUCAGUGAUUUAGGGCGCAUUCCUCAUCCCAGUAUGAGAGUAGGGGUCCCGACCCAGAGCCCACGGCCCUCUCUGAACUCUGCACCAAGUCCUUUUAAUCCACAAGGACAGAGUCAGAUUACAGACCCCAGGCAGGCACAGUCAUCCCCGCCGUGGUCCUACGACCAGUCUUACCCAUCCUACUUGAGCCAGAUGACUUCACCGUCCAUUCACUCCACAACUCCCCUGUCCUCCACUCGAGGCACAGGACUUCCAGCCAUCACCGAUGUGCCCAGACGCCUCUCAGGUGCUUCAGAGCUGGGCCCAUUUUCAGAUCCCAGGCAGUUCACAAGCAUUUCAUCCCUCACUGAGAGCCGCUUCUCCAACCCACGAAUGCACUAUCCAGCCACCUUUACCUAUACACCGCCAGUCACCUCAGGCAUGUCACUGGGUAUGUCCGCAACCACUCACUACCACACCUACCUACCACCACCCUACCCCGGCUCUUCCCAAAACCAAAGUGGACCUUUCCAGACCAGCAGCACUCCAUAUCUCUACUAUGGCACUUCGUCAGGAUCAUACCAGUUCCCCAUGGUGCCGGGAGGGGACCGCUCCCCCUCCAGGAUGCUUCCUCCGUGCACCACCACGGCCAACGGCAGCACGCUGCUAAACCCUAACUUGCCCAACCAGAGUGACGGUGUGGAGGCGGAUGGCAGCCACAGCAGCUCCCCAACCGUUUUGAAUUCUAGUGGCAGAAUGGAUGAGUCCGUUUGGAGGCCGUACUGAGAUUUCUUCUGCCCGGCCUGACCUCUGCGAGCCAAAAAACAAACGGUCGACUAACUACGAAGUGCCUGGUUUUUGUUUUUGUUUUUUGUUUUUCCUAAAAAAGAAAAUAGAUUUUACCAAUAUGUGCAACUGUGUAGAUGGGAUGAUAAUGGCCAUAAAUAACACGAGAGUUACCAACACACCACCACCCAUGUUUCAGAUUAUGUGGAUCAAAGCACAUAUUAUUUUUUUCUUGGAACCGUUUUACCUUGUUUCGUAUUUAAAAUGUACUUUUUACACACAAAAAAAAUCCCCCCCACCUUUUUUUUUUUUUUUUUUUUUUUUUUUCCUCAAGUGUUUUAAUAGCGAGUUCUUUUGCCAAUGAGGAGAGAACGGACUCCCCAGCUAUCAGGAGAAACAUGGUGAUGCAAGGCAAAGGCUGCAUUCCCUUUUAUUUUUUAACAACUAACCAUGAACUCCAGAUACAGUUGCAAUCAUACAACGUACGGGACCCUGCUCACACAAGUAGUGCAAUUCAACCGGCUUGUAUUGGUGCACAUAAAAAGGAAAGCAAAGAUCAAGUUGCUUCCAUUUUGCCAUGAUACAUUCAGAUGAAAGUAGCUGUCCCAAAACUCUGUCCAAGCCUUGCUGCAGAUAACAGUUGGAACUUCUCUGUGUUCAUUGCUUUUUUGGUCUGUUUUGUUUUUUUGGGGGGUACUUAAUGAGAACAAGUUUUCAAGUUAGGCUAGACAACCCUGGGGUUUCCUUUUUGCUUUUGUGUCCAUUCGUUUUGCCUUCGAUUAGCCAAAAACCAAAAAUAAAACCCAAAACCUUUAAAAACAAAAAGAAAAUGUUAUUACUUAUGCAAAAUAUGAAAAAAUGGCAAUAUAUAUUACUAGAGCCAAAAUGGUAUACAUAGUAUUUGUGUUUGGCUAUGUUCUUUUUUAUAUUUUUUUUAAAUUAUAAGUGUGUAAAAUUUGAGGUUGUUUGCUAACAUGAAUCAUCAUAUAACUUUAAAAGAAUAUUUAUAAUUAUUUAAUGACAUUUGGACCCUUUAAACGUUUCUUAAUGUAAUGAUAUAUCGACUUCGGUCUCUAAAAAUGUUUGUUGUUUUUUUUUUCUUCAUCACAUUUCUGCAAUGGUGUAAACCUCAAAACUUGACCCAACUCUGAAAAGCAGUUCCAGUGUGAACCAGUUUACAAUGUGACUUAAAAAUGAAAAACCCAACCCAAACACAUCCACAUCAAAUGACUCUGGAUGUAGGAUCUUUUUAUAUAACUUAUGAAGGAAAUAUUGUGUUUAAAAUAUUUUAUUAGCUGUCUGGUUGCCUUCAACACAGUCUUGCCUUUUAAUCAGUACUUGUGGAGACACUGGAAAAAUGGUAGGAAGGAAGAAAUGUUUUCUACCCUUCCCCUGAUUUCUUUCUCUCCCAGAAUUUUUCUCAGAACUUCAAAAUUUGAAAGUAUUCAUAUUUAAAAGGUUCUGACAACAUGAUUUGAACUCUGACAGAUUUUUUUCCCAACAGAAAAAUCAAAGUCAUUUCAAAAGCUGUACUUUAAAACUAAUCAUUUGUUAAGUUUCUCAGAAAUGGGAGUAAGGGAGAACUGGUAAAACUUUUUCCUCCCCCUGAAAUUUCAGCCCAUUCUAUGGAAUAAAAAGGUUCAAAGUUGAGACAGAAACUUACCAGCCUGUUAGGGAAUCACCCAUCAUUAGCAUUAAAUGCUAGACUCCUAAAGCUGUUGUGUUUACUUUGCCAUACCAGAGAAACAAGCACAAGCUCAGCAAUACUCGCCUCCUCAAACCCAAUGCUGAAGAUAAAAGUCACCUUAAAGCCACCCCGGGGCUCCCAGGCAUGGUGCACCCACACAGGGAGAGCAAAUUGCACCCGAACCCCUUAGCCAACCUGUCUGCUGCCCAAGUGCCCAUUGGAGGGGCCCACGUUUUGCCCACCCUUGGUGGAGCAUUAAGCACGUGCUGAUGGGGUUGCCCAAGCAUUGGUCUUAACCCUUCAAAAGGGCUGUGACCGGCUGGCCCCCAGCACCCCCUCCUUCCUCUGCCUUCACAUAGCCAUAGCCAACGGUCAGGUUGAUGGUUGGGCUUGAGGAUCUUGAAGGUCUUCUCCAACCGAAAUGAUUCUGAUUCCAAGCAUCCUCCUCAGGGGCUGCCAGUCACGACGAUGCUCCUCGGCUGUACUUGGGUUACGUCCAAAGUAUCGCAAUAAAUCCAUGGUGGGCAUGGCCAUACAGAGCCACGAGCUCGCUGGACACCACAGCCACCAUCACCGUUAGUUGAUAGCAAAGCUGUUAAACUAAAACGAGUCAUCCUUAGCAUGGUACAUUCCUCCAAUUUGUGUGACUACGUGCUCUUAAAAAAAGUCUUUGCCUUCUAAAGGUUGUAUACCAAGUAUGCUUAAAGUAUAAGUAAGACACUUUUUUUUUUUUUUUUUUUUUUCUAAUAGUUUUCCUUCAAAGAUGGAAGCUGUAAUUGAUUCUAUUUAUUGUUGGUUUGUGGUAGCUUGAAGCAUACCACUGUCCAUUUAUUUGUAACUGUAAAAUACGUUUGUUAGUCUCAGCAGCACUUAAAAAGCCAGUGUCUGGUUACACAUUUCAGUUUUGUUUUUUGUUUAGUAAGCAAGAGAAAAAGAUGUACUGCCAGUGCAAGCUGUUUCCUAUUUAAUAAAAGGUACUAUAUUUGUACAUUAUUUGUUAUUGCUGAGAAGGGCUUUUUAAGGUUUACUGUAUGCAUAUUAAGUAAUUUUUAGGGUGCUUUUGUGUUGAAAUGUUGUUAGAGUGGCUGCAGGCAGCAACCCAGAUUUUUUUUUUUUUUUUUUUUUUUUUUUAAGACUUUGUUGUAAAAUUCAAGCACUUGGUUUUUGUUUCUGGAUAAAUCCAGCACAGACCAGACUUUUGUUUUGCUCAGUACCGACAGAACUCUGCUUGUGUCCCCAUGGUUUUUGACCUGUGCCGCUGGGGACAAAACGUUCAAAACGUCUUCUCCACCUGGUUGAGGAGCACAUUCCUGAUCCCUGCUCUGGGCUUCCAUCACACCGUGCAGGCUGACUUCUGACUCUGCCUGCUUGAGCAGACAGAUAGAAAGGAAAGGAUUUUCUAAGCACUUAUGGAUGGAGGAGCACCAGCCUGUUGCCUUUCGGGAGAUCCUGUGCUCCUGAAACCUCGUGGUGCCUUUGGAAAACCUCUCCCCGUCCAUCAGACUGGCGACUGAGGGAGUUGUGCAGGCUGACACAGAAAUGUACAUCCAAGCUUUUUGAAAACGUUUCCAAGUCCACUUGGAAACGCUUUUGAUUCAGGAUUUCAAACCAAAUAUAUAUAUAUAAUAAUAAGAAAAA